Molecule: messenger RNA, 668 nt
Organism: Melanaphis sacchari
Lineage: Eukaryota; Metazoa; Arthropoda; Insecta; Hemiptera; Aphididae
Product: E3 ubiquitin-protein ligase PPP1R11-like
Exons: 2
Coding region: 236-574 (112 amino acids)
Cellular component (GO): nucleus
Molecular function (GO): protein phosphatase 1 binding; protein serine/threonine phosphatase inhibitor activity
Source: RefSeq, a predicted model, not a curated record
UUUGGAGUUAUCUCAGUUAUCUGAACAUUCUGAACAUCUGAACCUUCAGUUUUGUUUAUUAUGCACUAGUUAAUAGUUAUGCAAUUAUGCAAAGUAAACGUUUUUAAAACUUAGUCGUAUUUCUUAAAGUAAUAAUGUUCGUUUGAUGUCAGUUGCUGGUUGUAUUUUAAACUUGUUACGUAUAAAAUUAAUCGACUAAUCAUAUAGUUUGUUAAAACUAAAAUAAUUAAAUUAAAUGGAAGAGACUAAUGCACCAUUCCAUAGUACUACAACAUUGGUGUUACGCCCACAAGUAAAUGAUGGCCAAGUGGUACAUUUAAAAUUAAAGAAACCCAAAAAGAGUCACAAACAGGUUAGUUGGGAUGCACACGCUGUAGACAAUGAGCACUUAAACAAGAAAAAAAGCAAAUGUUGUUGUAUUUACGAAAAACCAAAAAAAUUUGGAGAACCUGAUGCAGACGAAAGCAAUGACAGUGACAAUGAUGAAUGUGCCAGUUGUGUGGGUAGUAAAAAAACACAUCAACUGCACAAGCAGGAGAACAAUAUCGAAGAACCUAAAGAAGAUAGUUGUUAAAAUACGUAUUAACGUAUCUUUGCAUUAAUUGUAAACUUAAGAGCUACAAAUUUUAACAUAUUCGAUAGUUUCUUGGAUAGAAUUAAAUACUUCU